AGUCUUUUAUCAUCGCUCCUGCAAUGCAGUCGUAAUUUACUAUUGGGGCUUAUUGUGUAUGUAUACAGAAACGGGCAUGUUGUUAAAAAUGUGCACACAUUCGAUGAUAUUGCACUUUAUAGAAUUAAACAGCACUUUGCAGCAUUAACAUAUCAAUACUUUUACUGCACUUCUAAAAACUGUCUGAUAUGACAAUUUUGAAUUAAUCACACAAAUCGCAUUCGCACAAGUAGAUUUUAGUCAUCACAAGUACGACAGUCAAAAAUCAAGAUGCUGCAUUUUACAACUACACUUACGUUGUUAAUAUUCAAUGAAUUGAUAUCUUUAGCUCUCGCCUUACCACAUAACAAGGGCACGGGAGAAGUAAUAAUGGCUAAGAAUGGAGUACAAGCAGAGCCCACGUGUGAAGAAUUAAAGGCUAUGUGGAGAUUUUCUAAAAGACAAUCCAGAGCUGCAGAAAUAACCAAUGAAAUACCAAUGUAUAGAGAUCCAUUCAGAGACAACGUAUGGACUCCUUACUUUGCCACAUCAAGAAGUAUUGGAGGGCAAAAAAUAGGCCGUUACAGAAAUCAACCAAUUUUUGGUACUAUUGUUCACAAUCCACCAUACAUGAGAAAACAGAAUUCUGCUGAGAGAUAUAAAGCAUUCGAAGAAGUUGCUAGACUAUACGGCAUGCCUGUAGCUGCAGAACCAAGACGAAAAGUUACAACGUUUCGGUUGCCCGGAGGAGGACGAAUAAGAACUGUUGGGAUUCCUCCAGUCCAAGGCAGUUUUCAACAUUUGAAGGAAUUAAUUAAAACAGAACGAGCUCGUGAGCUGGAACAACAAAGAGCGAGUGAGGAGGCAGCAGCAAGAGCUGCUGCUCUCAAAGAUAUGACAAAAGGAAAACCAAGAUUGCACAGUUAUUUGGAUGGUUAUGAAUACCUGUCUGAUGAAGCGAAUUACGAACCUAGCGAAUUUAACACACCAAAACCGGGACUUUUAUCAUUUCCCGAUCCCUUGGCUCCAACUGCUAGACAUAUGAACUUUAGAAUGACACCGGAUUACGCAUAUACCAGAAGUGGAGGCCGUUUCAAAACUUACAAACCUACACUUUUUGAUGCUCCAUUUCCAGACGGCUACAGUGGUUAUCUACCAUAAGCAUUUGAAGUCAAUAUGUUAGAUAUUAUGUGUGUUAUACCACCCUCCUUCACAUGUUCUAGCAAAGAUGACAACCCGAUAUUUCAUAAACUUUAAUAUAUGAGGUAUCGAUUACAAAAUGCAAAGUUAUAAGGAAACAGUGUUAGACUGAUUAACCCAAGUCGUUUUGUUGUUUAAACUCCAUAUUUGUGCAUAAAUAUUUAGUAUAUAUUUAUGUAUUUUAUCUAUGAACUGAUUUAGAGUUGAUAGGCUUUUUCCCUAGCUUCAGAACAAAGAUUGAAUAUUUUUGUAAGUGCCAGAAAAUGUGAAUGCAAAAUUCUCAAUGACAAAGAAUUCAAUUCUAAAAUGGCUACAGAUAAAUUAAUGUUUCAACAUUGAGAUAUUUGCUAUUCAAAAGUUUUUCCAAUAUUGCAGUAAAUAAUAAAAUCCAUUAUAAUACUUCAAAUGCAUAAAUUACAAAACAUUCCUUCAAUUAUUAUCUGGCAGUUAUUAAAAUAAUAAAAUAUUUUUGUAGUUCUUCAUUUUAGGUAUUAAUUAUCUGUGACUGAUCAAAGAAAAUUCUCAAGUCUGGAAUAUAUAUUUAUAAAUAUAUAAUAUAUGUACAAAAUGUAUUGGGAUAGAUAUAUUUUCAAUUUAUAUUAUUGUUUAGUGGAGGCUGGAUAGACUAAUUUGAGUGGUAUGAAAAAUAUUUUUAUCGCAAUCCAUUUUAGCUUUUGUACAAUCAUAGUAAUUAUUUCCACUAAAUAAAUUUGUACGUAUUAGAUUAUCACGCCUUGAAAGAGCUAUGUAUUGUUAAUAUUUUGAAAACUCUAAAAAAAUAGUUGAAAAAGUCCAAAUUAGUAAAUUAUACUCUAGAUUCUUUGUAUUCAGUCUUCCAUAAAAAACUUUUAUGACAAAAAGACAAAAACCUACGAAUUUAGUAUUAUUUGCAUUGCAUACCCAAUCAUUUAAAAUUGCUAUAAAUUUACUUCACAACCAAUAAGUACCUAAUUGUAAUUUCUACAAAUAGAUCAUUCAAGGUAUCUUUGAUACACGCUGUAUAAAUAUCAAUUUGAACUAAAAAUAGGUAAUAUUACAUAUCUUCAACUAAACGGUAGCUCCAAAAUUAAAAUAUUUUAGAGUAGUGUAUCAAUUAAGGGGACAUACAAAUUUGACGUAAAAUUAAUUGACAAUAAGCAAGAAUUUAUAAGAAGGCUUGGUAGCUUUAUCAUGUAAUGAACAAAUCCAAAACUCAAAAUAUACAAAUUGUUAUUCUAUUUUUAUAUAUAACAUAUAUACAAGUUCAGUUAAAACAUUUAAUAUAAAUGAAAGUUUUAA
This is a messenger RNA of Diorhabda carinulata, 2457 nucleotides long. RefSeq lists its product as uncharacterized. The transcript is spliced from 6 exons. The coding region runs from base 271 to 1140 and encodes 289 amino acids. Lineage: Eukaryota; Metazoa; Arthropoda; Insecta; Coleoptera; Chrysomelidae. The record is from RefSeq and is a predicted model, not a curated record.